Messenger RNA from Vittaforma corneae ATCC 50505, 978 nucleotides. RefSeq lists its product as uncharacterized. Gene Ontology annotation, biological process: transcription-dependent tethering of RNA polymerase II gene DNA at nuclear periphery; RNA export from nucleus. The transcript has a single exon. The record is from RefSeq and is a predicted model, not a curated record. NCBI's taxonomy places the organism in Eukaryota, Fungi, Microsporidia, Nosematidae. Gene Ontology annotation, molecular function: RNA binding; ubiquitin binding. Gene Ontology annotation, cellular component: nuclear pore. Bases 1 to 978 code for a protein of 325 amino acids.
AUGUACACCACCAAAAGCUUCAUUCAGAAAAAUGACGCCAAAGCAAUAGAUCUUCCAGACUGCCCUGUAGACACAAUAAGCUGUAUUGGCUUUAAUUUUGAGAAUACACACGUGGCAGCAGCUUCCUGGGAUGGGUCAGUAAAGCUUUACAGGCUUCCAUUUUACUCUUCUCCAGGAUCCAAUUGUACUUUAGAAAAGAGUUAUUCCCUCGGCAAGCCUGUGCUUUCAUGUUGCUUUUUUAAUAACAUGCUUUUGGCUGGUCUUUCCGACGGGAGUCUCGUUGCUGUUGAUCCAAAUAAUACCGUUAAGGCGCAUGAUUCUGCCAUUAAAUCCAUUCAGAACUACAACAACCAGUUUAUUAUAACAGGGUCUUUCGACAACACUCUUAAAUUCUGGGAUCUAAAGAGUUCCUCGCCAUUUCAUACCAUCACCCUUUCUUCAAAGGUAUAUGCCAUGGAUUUAAAGGAAUCUAUUCUUGUUGUUGCUCUUGGUGAUAAGACGGUUGUUGUCUACGAUAUGAAUAACAUAAACCAGCCUGUCGUGUUUCCUACUAGAUUCAACUACUCAAUCAGGUCUGUUGCUCCCCAUAAGGAUCAAGAUUCUUUUGCUGUUGGUGGAAUAGAGGCUAAAGUGGAGACAUUUUCGAGGAAUUUUCCAGCUAAGAAGAUGGUUUUUAGAUGCCACAGGGUUGAUGGCAAGCUCUAUGCAGUAAAUGUUGUACGUUUCCUUCCGAAUGACUCAAGGUUGAUAGUUACUGGUGGAUCCGACGGAUCUUUAGUUUGGUUUGAUAGAGAAAAUAGAUCAAAACUCUGUUCAAAUGAAUUUGGUGCGCCUAUUACUGCUGGUGAAUUUUCAAAUGAUGGUAAGUAUUUUAUAUUCGCCGUUGGUGACGAUUGGAGUAAAGGUUAUACAGGGGUAUAUACGAAGACAUUCUUGAAGAUGAUUAUUGUGAAUACUAUUCCAGGACUAAUCAAAUAA